AUGGAUGGUCUGUGUCUAGUAGGUCGUUUGCACGAUGCGGUGAAACUGUUUGGCUCGAUGGUGGAUAAGGGCCUUGAACCGGAUGAUUUUAGUUGGAAUAUAUUUAUUGAUGCGUACUGCAAGAAUCGUAAGUUGGAUGGAGGUAUGCAGAUAUUUAAGAAAAUGAAACAAAAUGGAUCGAAACCCACAACAGUUACCUACAGUUUACUAUUAAGAGGACUAUACCAGGAUGGAGGAAUUAAGACUGCUCAGAAGUUUUUCAAUGUGAUGCAAUCUUUUGGUCUAUCUCCAGAUGAAGUUACAUAUGCUACCAUGUUGAAUGGGUACUGCAAGAAUGGAAAAAUAGCGGAUGCAAUAGAAUUGUUUGAAUCCAUGGAAAAUACUGGUAUCUCAAUUAACAUUAGCAUGUACAACAUUCUUAUUCAUGGUUUGUUUCAGGAUGGCAAGCUGGAAGAUGCUAGAAAGUUGUUUGAUAAAAUUCCAAGAAAUGGAUUAGUGCCUGAUGUAGUAACGUAUACCACAAUGAUCAAAGGCUUCUUACUUAACAGUAUGUUAUUAGAAGCUAACUCAUUAAUCAUCGAAAUGGAAGAGAAGGGUUGUUUACGAGAUGCUAGAGCGUACGAUACCAUCAUCAAUGGUUUUCUUGUAGCAAAGGAGACUGCCAAGGAAAUACAUUUUCUUCGCAAGAUGCUUAAACGAAAAUUUGCACCAAGUGAUUCUGUUGUUUAUUUGUUAGUAGACACCCUUUCGGCAGAUGAGCUUAAAAAUCUGUAG
This is a messenger RNA of Papaver somniferum (opium poppy), 774 nucleotides long. RefSeq names its product pentatricopeptide repeat-containing protein At3g22470, mitochondrial-like. NCBI's taxonomy places the organism in Eukaryota, Viridiplantae, Streptophyta, Magnoliopsida, Ranunculales, Papaveraceae. The record is from RefSeq and is a predicted model, not a curated record. The transcript has a single exon. Gene Ontology annotation, molecular function: protein binding. The coding region runs from base 1 to 774 and encodes 257 amino acids.